Molecule: messenger RNA, 1220 nt
Organism: Pisolithus orientalis
Lineage: Eukaryota; Fungi; Basidiomycota; Agaricomycetes; Boletales; Pisolithaceae
Product: proliferating cell nuclear antigen
Exons: 5
Coding region: 13-1113 (366 amino acids)
Biological process (GO): regulation of DNA replication; mismatch repair; translesion synthesis
Cellular component (GO): PCNA complex
Molecular function (GO): DNA polymerase processivity factor activity; DNA binding
Source: RefSeq, a predicted model, not a curated record
ACACUUACGACCAUGUUUGAGGCAAAGCUACAGGAAGCUGCCCUGCUAAAACGACUCCUUGAUUCCAUCAAGGAGCUUGUCACUGAUGCCAACUUCGAAUGCAAUGAAGAGGGCAUUAACCUCCAGGCGAUGGACAACUCACACGUUGCCCUCGUUGCCGUCAAACUUGACGCAGAAGGUUUCAAGAAGUACCGCUGCGACCGUCCCAUCCCACUUGGUGUCAACCUCACAUCUCUUACCAAAGUUCUAAAAUGCGCCAAGGAUGACGAUAUUAUCACCAUUAAAGCCAACGACGACGCAGACAUUCUCAAUCUCAUAUAUGAGGCGCGACAUUCGGAUAGAAUUGCAGAAUACGACAUGAAGUUGAUGGACAUCGACGUUGAAAAUUUGAGUAUUCCAGAGACCGAGUAUGAUGCACGCGUCACUAUGCCUUCAUCCGAGUUUACACGCAUCGUACGCGACCUCUCCGUCCUGGGUGAGUCUGUAAAGAUCGAAGUGUCCAAGGAAGGAGUACGCUUUUCCAGCGAAGGGGAGGCUGCCAAUGCGAAUAUUCUCCUGAAACAAACGGAAGGAGCUCGUCGGAAGUACGCAAAUUAUGGCAAGGAUGGGAACGAGCCCAAGAGGGAAGAGGAUGAUGAUGAUGAUGAUGACGUAGAGGAGGGGAGCAGUAAAAAGAAUAAGAAGUCCAAGGUGAAGAGGGAAGAUAAGGACGUUGACAUGGACGCCGAAGAGGAAAACGGAGGAGAUGAUGAUGGAGAGUUCAAGGCAGAUUCCGACAACGAUGGCGAGGAUGAAGUAGAAGCCAAAGGCGAGGAAGACGAAGAGGAGUCCUCAAGCAAAAAGCGGAAGAAGGCUCCUGCAAAGAACGGCAAACCUACUAAGAAGGCCAAAAAGGCAGACGAUGUCCCUUCGGACGGCGGUGUCAUGAUUGAGAUGAAUCAGCACGUCGCACUAACAUUCAGUCUGAAGUACCUGGUGAACUUCUCAAAAAGCUCGGCCUUGUCAGACACCGUGCAGGUCAUGAUGAGCAAUGAGGUUCCUCUACUGGUCUCCUACAGAUUCGGACAAGGCGACAUUAGGUACUACUUGGCACCCAAGAUCGGGGAAGAAUAACAGCUUCAGCUGCUUCUGUAUCUUUGUAACCCUCGCAUUUCAGUUAUCUAUCAGCAAUUCAUCUGUGUAUCAUCCCGAACUCGAAAAGCAACAGAUACAAAAGCGAA